AACCCUAUAAAUAAAUAACCAUAAUCAAUUAAUUAUUUCUUAGCAGCUAAACAGAAAUCAAGACAGUGAUGGAUAUGCAAGGCAUGGAUCAUGGGAUGGCAAUGGCACCAAAAUCAUCCCACAACUGCAGCAUGAUGAUGAAUCAUAAGAGGCAUGGCAUGAUGCACAUGACAUUCUAUUGGGGAAAAGACGCUUUGAUCCUCUUCGAUGAUUUUCCUGCCGGUAAAACUAACAUGUAUGUCUUGGCAUUGUUCGUUGUUUUUCUAAUGUCCGUACUCAUCGAAUUACUCUCACAUACCCGGUUCAUUAAACCCGGUUCAAACCGUGUUGCGGCUUGUCUGAUUCAGACCGUUCUGCACGCACUUAGGAUUGGAUUAGCUUAUUUGGUUAUGUUGGCACUUAUGUCUUUCAAUGGAGGUGUUUUCUUGGUUGCUGUUCUUGGUCAUGCUCUUGGAUUCUUCGUUUCUACCAGUGCUUUCAAAAAAUCGCAUCAGCUUGAUGAACCUUAUGAUCUUCCUCCAAUGGCUUGUUGAUUAUUUCAAUUUUAAUUUAUUUAAUUUUGUUUUCCAUUUUAUUUAAUUAGUUUUAGCGAUUUGUAAAUCAAUUCUUGUCGUUGUUUAAUUAAUCACUAUUUCUAAUACCAAAUUGGUUAUCUAAUUGUUUAGAAUUCUUUGAAUUUAUUAAUGUGUGCAGUUGAAGUUUGAACAUUGGUCAAUUUUGUACCGAAUUAUUGGAGUCGAAAGAGAAGUUGAUGAGCCUAUUUCCUCCUACCAA
This is a messenger RNA of Cicer arietinum (chickpea), 774 nucleotides long. Its product is annotated as copper transporter 6-like. Lineage: Eukaryota; Viridiplantae; Streptophyta; Magnoliopsida; Fabales; Fabaceae. Gene Ontology annotation, cellular component: plasma membrane. The record is from RefSeq and is a predicted model, not a curated record. Gene Ontology annotation, biological process: copper ion transmembrane transport. Gene Ontology annotation, molecular function: copper ion transmembrane transporter activity.